AGAUUUGUCCCUCGUCGGCUGCCAUUCUGGAUACCAUUUCCCCCUUUACCUCCUGCACCCGAUUUUUCCCUUUAACUUUUAUCAAGUUUCUAGCUAUAAAACACAGUGCCUUUGUGUAGCCUUGGUUGUUUUGGGUUGUUGUUUAUUUCGCGCAUGUAGCCAGCACAAUGUUCACCACUACCGGGUCCAGAGGGCUGUAUAAAGCUCCAGUGUCGAAGAGCCUGCUGCUGCUUCCCACUGCCUUCACUGUGCUGCUGCUCGUGGCUCUGCCUCAGUACCAGAAGCUGUUCGUCUACAGCCUGCACGCUAUCACGCACCACAGACAGGUCACUGUACAACUGCACUCUUCCUUUAGUCAUUUGUGGAGGCUGCUGUGUGGUAGGCUGAUCUGUCUGGAUGUAAAGGACAUGUUCUGCAGCAGUCUGCUCAUCUACAACUUCCGCAUAUUCGAGAGGAGGUUCGGCAGUCACAGAUUUGCUUCCUUCCUGUUUGGAACCUGGGUUCUGUCUGGAUUUCUGGACUUCCUGUUGGCCGAGGCUGUUCACUUCCUGUUUGAGCUGCAGGUGGACGUGCUGCCAGCCGGACCGCUGGGUCCAGUCUUCGCCCUCUUUGUGCCUUUCUUCUGUUCCAUCCCUCGAGUUCAGGUCACUCAGUUGGUGCCCUAUGUCUCGAUCAGCAACAAGUCUCUCAUGUACAUCGUGGGCCUGCAGUUGCUGACCUCUAGCACGUACAUGUGGGUUGUGGCUCUUAGUGGAUUGGUCUCCGGCGUGCUGUACUACAGUAACGUGUUGGCUCUCCAGCGGUUCCUGUAUGUUCCGCGGUGGCUGGCGCGCUGCAGCUCUCAGCUCCUGGAACCUGUGUUCUCAGGCACAGAGCCACGUGCUGAGGCUCCAGUGGGGAUGGGAGCCACAUUGGACAUCCAGCGACAGCAGCGCAUGGACAUGCUGGAUCAACAGCUGCUGCUCUCACAGCUGGCCCAGCUCAGGAGAAACGCCCAGCAACCACCACCACAGCAGCAGGGUGGACUCCUCAACCGAUUCUUUCCGGGUUUGCGACACAGAGGUCAGAACGUGAAUCACAUGCAGCCGCACUCAGUGGACACCCCAGUGGCUGAGGAACAGGUGGCAAGGCUGAUGGAGAUGGGUUUCUCCAGAGUGGACGCUCAGGAAGCUCUCAGAGCAUCCAACAACGACAUCAACAUGGCCACCAACUUUCUGCUCCAGCACUGAGGCUGAGCAUCAGAGGGUGGAGCAGAGGACGGAGAAAAUGGAAACGGAGCUGCAGCGAAAUACGACGCACAGAAACCAUGUUGGAAGUCUGGACAAGUUAAGUACUCUUUGGAGCUUGUGGUGUCGCUUCCUCUCAAACUGCUCUGUGAUUGGGUGGAGAGGAGCCGGUGAAGCUGCUGCUACUGUUUCCUGCCGACUUCAGCAGAAUAGAGCCAAGAUGGUGGCGGAGGACGGCACAUUGUUAUCUCAGGGCUCAUGUUCUUUGGCCUCGUCGUCCCUCUACAACCUCCAGCACUGCACAUUCUUAUUAAUAAGCCCACGUAGUGGUGAUGAUGAUGAUGAUGAUGUGAAAACAAUGUGAUUGAAGUCUUAAAAGGAAAUCAAGACCUAAAAACUCAUAUUUAGACAUAGUUUUGGACUGAUGUGUUGUUUGAAAAAUUUUCAUUCAUGGGGCUUUACUGUUAGUUAGUAAAAUCUAGCAAAAAAAAUUAAUUUGCACAAUUUUUGUUCACCAUGUUUCUUAGUUUUGGGCAGGAGGCUAAUAUAGAUAAGUAAUGGAAGUCAAUGUCACCCAAAAUCUUUUCUGUAAAUAUCUGCCUCCUGAUUCAGAAGACAGAACGACUUGCAGUCAUCUACACUCUCAGAAAAUAGGGUACUGUUUGGUACCUUUCCUUGUUGCUGGGGUGGUAGCCUCAAGCAUAUACCUUUUAUACCUUAAUUAUGUGCUGUAUCUAGAAAGGUGCAUGUAGUGUGCCAUUAAAGCUUUACUCUAAAAGGUAAUUACAGUCCAAUUACAUACUUUAAAGGUACACUAUAUCCAUAUUUCCAGGUGAAAAGAAAAAGUACAUAUUAAAGGUGCAAAAGAAAAGGGCACCACAACUCUUCUUCUUCUUUUGGCUGUUCCCGUUAGGGGUCGCCACAGCGGAUCACUGGUCUGCAUAUUUUGAUUUGGCACAGUUUUUACGCUGGAUGCCCUUCCUGAUGAAACCCUCCCCAAUUUUAUCCAGGCUUGGGACCGGCACUGGGUGUGCACUGUCUUGUGGUUCCCUGGCUGGGAAUAAAACCCGGGCCACAGCGGUGAGCGCUAGUCCUCCAGGGACCCAAAAGGGUACCAGAACUGGGAGAAGGAACAUGUACAGUUUGGUACUUGUAUACACACAUGUAUAAACACCAACAAAACUUCCACCUUCUAUCAAUUUGGACAAGCAGAAUCCUCAGUGCAAAUUUCUAUCAUUUGGAAAAAGGAGUUUUUUCUCUCCCAUAUUUAUAUCUAAUGACAGCUUCCAAAUGGGAAGAAGGAAAGCUAACACAUGUUUCUUCUGAGACACGUGAAGCCAGCCAACUCCAUCUUAUCGAACUGCAUCAGAGAUUCCCAUGAUUGGUUAGUGUCACUCUGGCAAGAGAGAGUAUCCCUCCAACCCAGACAGCACGGUCAAUUUUUGCUCCCUUUGCCAGCCACAGCCUCAGGAUUCAAACCAUCUCCUGACAAUAGAGUGAACACUCUUCUGUUGCUCCACUUGGGAGCAAGGUGGGAGCAAGGUUGUUUAAAUUCUUCUUGUUUAAAUUCUUCCCGAGAUCGCACCUCCCAGAGGUUGAAGACAGAUUUCAACAUAAAAACUGGAUGUUCUGUUAUCAUUAUGGUUAUAUAGCAAUAUAGUAAAUGUAAUUCUAGCUGCGCAAUGUUGUUCGAAGCACAUAUUUGAAGAUUUGGGUAUGUAUUUAUGGAAAUGAUCUUGGGUGAGAUAGACUUCCGUUACUGUUUGCCUCAUAGCCUCAUCCAGUGCAAAAAAAAGAAGCAGAUAUCGAAUAUGUUCUGCUAAAGGGGAAAUUGUGUAUGUUUUUGAUUUUCCAUCAAAAAGUCCCUGGCUCUGCAUUUGUGAAACCUUUAAAACAAAGCAUAAGCUCUAACAUUCAAACCUUUUGAAUAAGGUAUGUUUUUGCAGUCGAUCACCUGAGAUGUAUUUGUUGUCUGAUGUUUGUGUUCUCCAGUUUUGCACUGGAGCUGCAGGGCUAGAUGACAAAUAAUAGAAAUCUAUCUCAUCCAAAAUCUUUUCUGUAAACAUCCGCCUCACACCAUGUCCAAUUCUUUAGAAAUGUCAGCUAUACUUACCAGAAUCACUUCUUUCUUUAAAACAGUUUGGUAUCAUUUUACCCCCUAGGCCUCGCCUCUGAAAACUUGAAGUUGAUAUUUUAUUAGAAAUCUGGAAGUUAUGCAGAUAAUAUAGUUUUACUUUGAACUUUAGAUUUAAAGUCUGAUGUUUUACAGGAUCAUUAAUUUAUCGAGAUUUCAUGUAUUCAUGCAAAAAGAUUUUGGGUGACAUACAUAAUGCCAUAUCUCUAGUUAAAAAAGAAUAAGGAAGAAAACAGCAGACAGCGAAUAUUUUUCAGCUGAUCUACUACAUCUGGGGCAAAGUGUAAAAUUACAUCAACUUGAUAUUUCACCAAACUCCCUUUAAGCCCUGCUAUCCAAGAAGGCUGCCACUGAAAUUUUGAUUCAUACUGAUAAUUCACUGGUUAUGUUUCUUAUUCUAACAGGAUGAUAUUGGUGAUGGUGCUGUUUAAGAUUUAACACAAAACAAGGUGUACUAUUAUUAUUAUUAUUACUAUUAUUAUUAUUAUUAUUAUUAUUAUUAUUAUGAGCAGAAGUUGAACUGAGUGUCUGUCUAAUGAAAUUCCCCUAUGAAGUAUUGUAUGGCCACUGUCUAUUUUCUGUAAAUUACUAUUUAAUAAUACAUCAUUCUGACUCACUGGAUAAACAGUAAUUCGCCUAAUAAACAGUAAAUCAGCAUUAUCUCUCUUUACUCAGCCGUCUGUCUUCAGAUGACCGUCUCAUGGAUGAAAUCUAUUUCUGUACAACUGGACAAUAUUUUUCAAAUUUUCAGUAUGAAUGUUAUUUAUUGUCAAGGGUUUCUCUGUAAUUUCACAUUUGUAAUCCUCUUUAAAAAGUCACUGAUGUUGGUUGUCUGAUCUUCCACCACAUUUCUGUUAUUUUUAUUUUGAUAAUAAGUUGAAUGCAAUGCUCCUGUUUUGCUAAUAUGUGGCAGUGGAUAUUCUGCUGUAACAAACCAUUAAAAUCUCCAGAAUUAAA
Messenger RNA from Pangasianodon hypophthalmus (striped catfish), 4317 nucleotides. RefSeq names its product UBA domain containing 2 (gene ubac2). The coding region runs from base 168 to 1229 and encodes 353 amino acids. The record is from RefSeq and is a predicted model, not a curated record. The transcript is spliced from 9 exons. Gene Ontology annotation, molecular function: protein binding; serine-type endopeptidase activity. Lineage: Eukaryota; Metazoa; Chordata; Actinopteri; Siluriformes; Pangasiidae.